UAAUAAUAAUAACAACAACAACAACAGUAGCAGUACCCGUCGUACUACCCAUUCUUCCAUUACUGUUAAACGCGAUGGCGCUAAACGAUACUGUCAGAAAUGCAAAAUGGAUAAAUAUGAUCGAAGUCACCAUUGUCGUACUUGUAAAAGGUGUAUCUUGAAAAUGGAUCAUCAUUGCCCUUGGAUCAACAAUUGUGUAGGAUUUUAUAAUUACAAGUUCUUUUAUCUCUUUAUUGUUUAUGGUUCUUUAUUUUGCAUCUAUGUAUUUGCCACUACGUUACCACCUACCAUAGCUAUUAUGCAGCAACCUAUGGGAAUACUGGCGAUCGAUUUCAACUGGUUGUUCUUAUGUUUUGUCUCUGCCGUAUUUGGACUGUUUUUAAUUCCAUUCAGUCUCUUUCAUACACGUCAACUUUGCAAAAAUCGAACCACUAUUGAAUUUUAUGAAAAGGCUAACUAUCGAUUAGGAUCAAGACAACGACGACGUAAUGGACGGCAUCAGAUGAUGGAUAUCAUGCGCAGCAAAUACUUUAAUCCAUGGGAUCUAGGGACAAGAUCAAAUAUUGAACAAGUUCUUGGACGAUCACCCAUGACUUGGUUCCUUCCUAUUGGUGCACCUCUGGGGAAUGGAUGGCAUUAUCCUUUGAAUAAUUAUGCCUAUGAUACUUUAGCCGUGGAUGAAGAUGAUAUGUAGUUUAAUCUAUAGGUUUUUUUUUCUUAUGUCGUGGAUAAUGAUGAUAAUAGAGUUUUUUUUUGUAUAUAUAUCAAUAAAAAGUGAUACCUAAAUAUGGAACCUUU
Molecule: messenger RNA, 798 nt
Organism: Halteromyces radiatus
Lineage: Eukaryota; Fungi; Mucoromycota; Mucoromycetes; Mucorales; Cunninghamellaceae
Product: DHHC palmitoyltransferase-domain-containing protein
Exons: 6
Coding region: 107-694 (195 amino acids)
Biological process (GO): protein targeting to membrane; peptidyl-L-cysteine S-palmitoylation
Cellular component (GO): Golgi apparatus; endoplasmic reticulum
Molecular function (GO): protein-cysteine S-palmitoyltransferase activity
Source: RefSeq, a predicted model, not a curated record